AUGUCUCUCGUCGUUUCAAUGGAUAUUUUCGGAGCGGAGGUGCUUGCUGACGAUGAAGAUACUGAUUUCCUUAUGAAUGUAUUUUCCGAUCUUGGCCCUGUCCUUGCGUUAUUCGGCGAACAAUUCGCCCGUCAGUUUCUCAGUGAGACGUUCACUUGGUAUGAUCACCUCAUCUUUGCCUGUGUCCCAUUGGGGAUUAUGACAGCUAUCGCGGGCGCAAUUCGUGUUGAGGGCCGCCCAGUACUUAAAGCCUUUAUUGGCCGUGCUCGCCAAAAUCAAGCUGCCGUGGAAAUAGAGUAUAUGUCUUCUACGUCUGCCGAGGUAGGGGAAUUGUUCAAUGGGAAGGGUAUUGUCAGAACUAUGGGGCAGUCAAAGAUUGCGCAGUUCAUUGUUUUCCCACAUGUGUUCAACAUGUACGAGGCGAACAGAAAAACACUUGGCAUACACACGUUGAAGUCUGCGACAAAGAAAGGUGAAGAAGUUCUUAGAAAAGAAGAUUAUCACGAUGAGCUUGAUUUCGAUCCGAAUCUCGGGAAAAAAAAACUCGAAGAUGGUACGGACAAUGAUGAUAUUACAACGAAUUACUGGGACUCUCUGCAAUAUCCCAAUCUUCAGUUGAACAUUGCAGCUAAGAGAAUUACACUGCAACGAAGGAGUGUGGAGCUGCACUUGGCUGCUGCUAUAUCAAUCAUCUUACAAGCGUCGCUUCUUGUGAUAGCCGUGGUGAUUCCAUAUCGAGUCAACAGUUUUGAACAACAACCUUGGGGUCUUCCUUGCUACAUGAUCGGCUCUGUUCUGCUGUUCAUAGGCAUGCUCGCUUGCUCCGUUGCUAUUGAAAGGAGUACAAAAGAGUUUAAAUGGUUUCCAAAUGACUCACAAGCCAUUAAGGAAAAGCCCAUGUGUUUAUUCUGGGUGCAGGGGAAACAGCGAGUCAGUGACCAAGAAUUUGGCUCUUAUAUCAUUUACGCACAAAAUAAAGAUUUUAUUUCGACAUCGAGCCGAAAAGAAGACGUCGAAUAUGAAGAGAAGGUCAAAGGUGAUCAGACUAAGCCCCGUUACCGAACGAAGUCAACUACCAAGACGCAAGAAUAUUCCGAACAGAAAGAAGAAAGUAUAAAAGGGAAGGCUGACGCAAAACUUCCAUGGGACCGCGAUAUUCGGGCAAUCGUUGCUCUCCUUGCUGGUGGCUCUGGAUUCACUAUUCAGUUUAUAGGUCUUAGAGGCCUUCCAUGGCCUGUUGCUGUUGCGCACCUCGGGGCUAUUAUCAUCAUGGCCAUGAUAAGGGCAUUGGUCAGGCGACGACUUGGGGAAGAUACCCAAUAUCGUGAGGCUCCAUCAGAGUAUGAACUUGACUACCUAGCUAUAUAA
Fusarium poae is the source of this 1368-nucleotide messenger RNA. RefSeq lists its product as uncharacterized. NCBI's taxonomy places the organism in Eukaryota, Fungi, Ascomycota, Sordariomycetes, Hypocreales, Nectriaceae. The transcript is spliced from 5 exons. The record is from RefSeq and is a predicted model, not a curated record. Bases 1 to 1368 code for a protein of 455 amino acids.